This is a messenger RNA of Sphenostylis stenocarpa, 177 nucleotides long. The record is from the annotation of a GenBank genome assembly. NCBI's taxonomy places the organism in Eukaryota, Viridiplantae, Streptophyta, Magnoliopsida, Fabales, Fabaceae.
AUGGCGCAAAGAGGAGAUCUGAAGAAGAAAAGAGCUUACCAUGAAUUUAUACGAGAGAGAGAAGGGGGUAAGAAAGAAAAGUUUGAGAGGAGAAUGGAAAGAGAGGAACGAGAGGAAAUCAUAGGAAUGGGUGGAAUCGGCAAAAACAAAUAUGCUUUCGGAUCAAUAGUUGCAUAA